Messenger RNA from Diachasma alloeum, 1081 nucleotides. RefSeq names its product elongator complex protein 6 (gene Elp6). Lineage: Eukaryota; Metazoa; Arthropoda; Insecta; Hymenoptera; Braconidae. Gene Ontology annotation, biological process: tRNA wobble uridine modification. The transcript is spliced from 2 exons. The coding region runs from base 160 to 1011 and encodes 283 amino acids. Gene Ontology annotation, cellular component: elongator holoenzyme complex. The record is from RefSeq and is a predicted model, not a curated record.
AAGAUUUGUAAACACGUGAGUUUUGAAUUCCCCCGAGUAUUCGGAAAUUUUCGCUAACCAAAACUGCCAAUACCCCGAGAAAAAGGACUGCCUUAACAUUUAAAAACCCAAGCUUGUUUGAUAAUUAUUUAUUAAGAAGAAACAUUACACGAGAAUAAAAUGACUGAUUCAGUUUGUCGUGCAAUCGGGAUAGACCAAGUGGACCUCCGAGGGAGAAUGGUGAUGAUAGAGGAGCAGCAUGGAAGUGACGCAAACUUCCUCAUCAACACAGUGCUGUCACACGCCCUGGAGAAGGGCCAGGGCAUCUGCCUGGUGCUCUUCCACAACACCUUCGGUCAUUACCACAAUGUUGGAAUGAAACUGGGGUACAAUUUGAACGUUCUCAGAGAGAGGGGGGAAGUGACAGUCGUCGAGCCCAUGAAGACAAUAAUGCAGAACAUCGAGGAGUUGGGUCACGAUGCAGUGGACGCCUCUAAACCAGAAUUAUCGGAGAACUUUCGUAGGAUAAUGGAGGACAAUGUCAUUCCAGAUGCCAUGAAACUGGACGAGCACUUGGUUCGUCACCUCUUCGUGGCCCUCAAGGCGAAGUAUUUCGAGGCUGCCAAGGUUCGAGAGUCUGUAACAGUCAUUAUUGACGAUCUGAGUCACCUGUUUGACAUGAAUUUGAGUCUCACUGAUGUCUGGACGUACGUCAAGUACUUGAGGUCUUUGAUGCAGUUCGAGCCAAAAAUGUCGGUCUGCAUAAUGACCCACACGUACAGAACGAACACAGACUCUUGCCAGCCUGAUAUCAUUGUUAUUGGGCUCAGACGUAUGGCUCAUCUUAACAUCAUGGUGGAGCCUCUCAGUACUGGUCAUGCUAAUGACAUCUCUGGGAAGCUCACGGUCGUAUGGAGGAUGGACUCUAUCCGAAAAAAACACCACUGGCCAGAGAGAAUGACUUAUCUUUAUAAACUUAUGGAUCGUCAAAUCAAAGUAUUCACUCCGGGGGCGAAGGAGGCGUUGUCUUAAUUGUUAAUGUGUAUAUGGCUAUUUUUUCGAUUAUUUGUCUUUGUUAAUUGUCAUUAAAUGGUAAUUUUUG